AUGGGUAUAACGAAACAAUAUUUACGUUAUGUGCAUAGUGGGACAUGCAAUGUGGUUGCUUCAACAAACGGUUCCAUAGCAUCAGUCAAUAGCAAUGUGUGUGCCGUAUCAGCAUGCGAGAAUGUCAAUUUCUACAAUUUAAGGACAUGCGAAAAGGUGAACGAAUUGAAUGAAUCGGAUAAAUGCGUAACAACGUUAAAAUUCAGCACUAAUCGGCGGUUUUUGGCAGUUGGAUAUGCGGAUGGUGUUAUUCGGUUAUUUGAUCGUAAGAAUGAAGAUGGCCAGGUUUACGCAACCUUCGCAGGUCAUAAAACUGGUGUUAAUUGCUUAGCGUUCAGUCAUGACGGCCUUUUACUUGCCAGUGGUGGAAAGGAUUCAACAAUAAUAUUGUGGGACAUUGUGAAUGAAUGCGGCUUGUUCCGUUUGAAUGGACACAAAGGUUCAGUAACACAGUUACAAUUCACGUUGAAUGGAAGAUAUUUGAUAAGCAGCUCAAAAGAUACAUUUGUUAAAUUCUGGAGUUUGGAUUCUCAAAGCUGCUUCUACACGUUGACUGAUAGUCGUUCAGAGGUUUAUACAUUCGGAUUGGUCAAAGAAGAUUCGUUGUUAUUACUGGGUACGGCAGAGGUGGAAAUACGUGUUAUUGAGUUAGUUUGGUUGGAGAACGAGGGCGGGAACGACGAUCGAACGAUUGAGGCGAAGAGACAAAAAGAAGAAAUCGACAGUAAAAUUAUUGACGUAGAUGAUGAUCUAGCGAAUGGCAUAGUUCGUUGUAAGAAAAGAGGUCAGCUGCUGCGUUCAUGCAAAGGAAGGGCAUUACAAAUGGCAAUUAGCAGCGAUGAAAGGAUCGUCGCGUGCGUUGGAUCAUCAAACGUGGUUGAUAUUUAUCGAAUUUAUUCAGAAGAUGAAACGUUGAAACGGAUUAAUAAAAAGUUGAAAAAGGCAAAGAAGAGAGUUGCUGAAAGCGAUGAUGUCGAAAAUUCAAUUUCGGAAUCGGACAUAUCAAAGGAUGUUACGACUCUAAUCUCAAGAAUUGGAGAUUAUAAAUCUGAUGUGAAAGUUAAAUCCGUUGAUUUUUGUCGUUCUUUUUCUGAAGUUGCGCCACACUGCUAUGAAUAUCCGGUUAAUCAUAAUAAUUACAUAGAUGUGACAGAAAGUUUCUGCCAUCCCGAGGAAGUUUUCCGAAAACUUUCUGCCAUACUCAGUAAGUUGCAUAUUCAUAAGCAAAUGUUCAUUCUUCAAUCAAAUAAUACUGUUCAUCGAAUAACAGCAACAGUCGAUUUGAAAUCCAAUGGCAUCGAAUGUGGCACUAUUUCAACGCUGGAUCAGUGGACUUUGCAGUUAGGACAUCGAACUGAUGUACGUUGCUUAUCAAUGGCCGAAAAUGAUUUUGGCUUCGUAUCUGGUAGCAGCGAAUUAGCAAUUGUAUGGAAUCGUUACAAUCUCAAGGUUGUGAAUGUGUUAGAGGAUGAGAAAAUGAAGGAUGUAACGGCGGUUUUGUUUGUACCGGGUGAUAAGCACGUGCUCACGGGCACAAAAGUGAGUGACUUUUCAGUUGUUAUCUUUAUGAAUUCUUUUCGUCUUUUGUAUAUUCAUUCAUUCAUACUGUGGUUUUGGAAUGUUCUCGUUGAAUGCACUCACGAUCCAAAUAUUCAGAAAGGAUUUAUUUCGUGUGGUGCGGACAAGAAAUUAAUUUAUUGGUCAUAUGAACUGGUUGAUGAAUUUGACAGAAAACGACUGUCGAUGCAAGAAAAAAGAAUACUCGAAUUACCUGAUGAAGCAAUGAGCGUUGCAGCAAGUAAUGAUUCGAAAUUCGUUGGUGUUGCUCUGUUGGAUAACACGGCACGAAUUCAUUUUGUUGAUACAUUCAAACUGUUCGUAACUCUUUAUGGUCAUUCAUUACCUGUCACCACUAUUGAUAUGUCAUCUGACAGCAAACUUGUGAUAACUGGUUCGGCCGAUAAAAGCGUGAAAAUAUGGGGAAUGGAUUUCGGUGAUUGUCAUCGAUCGUUGCAUGCGCAUGAUGAUAUUGUGACAUGUGUGCAGUUCGUUCCAAAAGAGCACUUGUUUUGGUCAUCCGGUAAAGACGGGUUGUUAAAACAGUGGGACGGUGAUAAGUUUGAACGUAUUCAAGUGUUGAGUCUUCAUUCAGCCGAAAUUCGCUCGUUGACGCAGACGAGUAAUGGGAAUUUCAUUGUGUCGGCGUCACACGAUAGAUCAAUAAGAGUAUGGGAAUUAACCGAAGAAAUAAUCGUUUUGCAAGAGGAAGAAGAAAUGGAACGGGAGAAUGAAUACGAAAAGAGAUUAACUGAGCUGGAGGAUGUUGUGCCUGGAGAAGAGAAAGAUAGUCAAGUUGAAUUGGCAUCUAAAAAGAGUGUUAUGAGUAUCCGAUCGGCUGAACAAAUAAUUGAUGCGGUGGAAAUCGCAAGGCAAGAGGUCAUUAAGAAAAUUGAGGAUCCAAAGGGAUCUGUUCAUCCACUGAUGUUGGCUUUGAAAAGUCCGUCGCUUGAUCAUUUCAUAAUUGACGUUAUUCAACGUGUUCCUUCAAGUCAUUUGGAAAAAUGUCUUUUAAUGGUGCCGUUUAACUAUGUACCAGAUAUAUUACGUGCACUCGGCGAAUGUUCAUCGAAACAUUACAAAGCUGAAUUGGCUUGUCGAGUUCUCCUUUUUCUUAUCAAGAUUCAUCACAAUCACAUAAUAAACUCAGAAGACAUGAUUCAUUUGAUCGAUGACUUGCGUAAAAAUGUUCCGUCAGCAAUCAACGAGUUAAGGGAUAUCUGUGGAUUCAAUCUGGCUGCAUUACGCUUGUUUCAAAAAGAAAUUGAAGAACGCAAUCAGACGAAAAUGUUUAUUGAUGUAUCAGAAAUGGUUUCGAAGUCGAAAAAGAAAGUACGGAAGGGUGUCAUCAAAACGUUGGUAUAG
This is a messenger RNA of Anisakis simplex (herring worm), 2922 nucleotides long. NCBI's taxonomy places the organism in Eukaryota, Metazoa, Nematoda, Chromadorea, Rhabditida, Anisakidae. The record is from the annotation of a GenBank genome assembly.